AUGUAUGUUUCAUGGCUGUCGAGCCAAUUGUUGCUGGCUGCUGGGCUAGCGAGCGCGAAAUGGAUCGUUCCGGGCGCACGAUGGAGCGAUACUGAUGGGAACUUGGUCAAUGCACAUGCUGGGUGCGUGACGGUGGACGAAGACUCGGGCAAGUUCUUCUUGUUCGGCGAGUACAAAGUUCAAGGGCAGGUUGAGGGUGGUGGAGUGGCUGUCUACAGCUCCGACGAUUUGGCGACUUGGGAAUCGCAUGGGUUGGCUUUGAAGCCCGAAGAAGGACACCCGUACCUCGACCCGAAAAUGAUCAUCCAAAGACCAAAGGUCAUAUACAGCGAUGCCACCGAGAAAUACCAAAUGUUCUGGCACGCCGACAACUCCACCUACGGGCUGCUCUUACAAGGCUUCGCCCAAGCCGACAACAUCACCGGUCCGUACAGCUUUGUAGACGCAACCUCCCCGCUAGGAAACUGGUCCCAAGACUUCGGCCUCUUCACCGACUACAAAGACGGUCGCUCCUACGCCCUCUACUCCAACGGAGACCGGAAAGAAGCCCGCGAUGUCUACCUCACAAGCUAUAAUGACAACAAAACCGCCCUCGAUUCGGUCGUCCACCGCUUCGACAAGUUUGACCUUGAGGCACCUACUAUCAUCCAAACAGAGAAAAGCUACUUCGCCCUCAUGAGUCACAAAACUGGCUACCGCCCCAAUAACGUCGUCGCUUUCCGCGCAGACAAGCUCUCCGGGCCAUGGUCCCAACCCUUCAUCGUCGCACCCCUCAACACACGCACUUUCAACUCGCAAUCCGGCUUCAGCUUGCGCAUCAAAGGCCGCAAGCAAACCACCUACCUUUACCUUGGCGACCAAUGGGACUCCAAUUCCCUCUGGGAGUCGCGAUACAUAUGGCUGCCCGUCUCAAUCAAUGAGCAGAAGAAGUCGCUGCAGCUAGAAUGGUACGACAUCUACGAUCUCAACGUCAAGACCGGCGAGUAUCGUGAAGUAAAGGGGACCAUCUAUCAAGCGCCGUCGGCAAAGACAGCAGGCAGUGCGUUCAAACAGGAAGCCACCUUCAGCGACACCGGCUCCCUCCUAACCGGCAUCUACGGCAACGAUUCCACCGUAACAUUCUCCAAUGUGCAGGGCAACGGCGCGAAGGACGGCCAGUGGGUCAGCUUCUACUACCAGAACACGGACGACAUGGGCUUCGGGGACCAACCGGGGGGCACGCCGGACCGGAUCGGCGGAGCCUGGCAGCUGAGGAGGAUUGCGAGCGUUGUCUUGAACGGAGACACGCAGAAUGUGGAGUCGCUGUACCAAAGAGACACGCACAAAGGGAUAAUUCUUAGUACGCCGUUGAAGCUGAAGUUGAAGAAGGGAACCAACGAGAUCAAGAUUGGAGGGUUGAGCAAUGGCUUUGAUGUGAAGGGCGCGGAUAUAGAGAAGAUCGUGGUGUAUCCACCUGAGGGGUAG
Molecule: messenger RNA, 1464 nt
Organism: Didymosphaeria variabile
Lineage: Eukaryota; Fungi; Ascomycota; Dothideomycetes; Pleosporales; Didymosphaeriaceae
Exons: 3
Coding region: 1-1464 (487 amino acids)
Biological process (GO): carbohydrate metabolic process
Molecular function (GO): hydrolase activity, hydrolyzing O-glycosyl compounds
Source: RefSeq, a predicted model, not a curated record